Ornithorhynchus anatinus (platypus) is the source of this 1559-nucleotide messenger RNA. RefSeq names its product coiled-coil domain containing 197 (gene CCDC197). The record is from RefSeq and is a predicted model, not a curated record. The transcript is spliced from 10 exons. The coding region runs from base 269 to 1459 and encodes 396 amino acids. NCBI's taxonomy places the organism in Eukaryota, Metazoa, Chordata, Mammalia, Monotremata, Ornithorhynchidae.
UACAGUAACGCUGCGUCCGCUGGGGGAAAGCCAUCUGGACAUAAAAGUUGCCCAUAGCAACAGUCCUCGGCUUCUUUCUCUUUACCUCCCCGGCCUACGCCCUAGCUCUGCUGGCAUUUUCUAGUUCUUAAAGUCAGUGAGGGGAACAUUAUUACUACAAUGAGUGACUCAGUUCCCUGCCCCUCCUGGUAGUCUAAAUUCAAGACAUUCAGGGCAAGGAGGAGAAGGGAAUCAGCCCGUCUGCUGCAAAAUUCAUCCGGAGACCCCCAUGGAAUCUUCCAAGAAGAAAAGCGAACUGGAGAAGAGGGACCGCCUGGAGCUGGAGAACAGGAGGAAAAAUGUGUUUGUGACCCAGUUAGGGGAACACAGGGAAGAGGAGAAAGAAGACUUGGCCUCCAUCCCCAUCAUUUCAGAGGAUCCUGGCAAAAUUCUCAUGUCAAGUGCCAAUACGCUCCAGAGAACUCUGGUCCUGAAGGCACAGGUCGAAGUGCACCACAUGAAUGAGGCAUUGGCCAGCAAAAGGCGGGAAUUCCAAAGUCGAAUGGAGGCAGUGGCCCAAAGAAGGGCAGAACUGGAGAAGCGCCAACAGGAUAACCAGGAGAGAGCACUUCAAGUGGACAAGCUUCGGAAAGACAGAGACUUGAAAAGGAGCUGGGUCAUGCAGAAAUGCCAGGCAGAAGCAAGACAAAAUGAAAUAAAACAGGGGGAGAUAGACGAAUUGGUUCAAGAACUUGAAAGGCUUCAAGUAAGGCAGAAGCAGCUGCAGAAAAAGGUAGCCAAAAACAAGAUGUUUGAAGAUUACCUGAUGAAAACCAUCAACCAAUUGCCCGAAGAAAACCAGGAUGGUGAGAGGAGCUGCCCCAUCAAAGCAAUCAUCCAGCGGCAUGAGAUCCUUUCCGCUUCCAACAGCGACUUAGCCAGGACCUUGGCCACCCUUUCUGACCUCCACGAGAAAGUCCAGCUCGAACUUGAGGCUUUGCGGCUGGAACAUGAAACCCAGAGACUCGUCCUGACUAGUGAACUCUCCCAGCUGCAGAGACAGAGGGACAACAUGAAGGAGAAAAACAAGGAGCUGGAGUUGAAUAUUAAUCAUAACAAAGGUCACUUCAUAUUUCAAAGUGGGGAGCGAGGCAGCCUGCUGUUAGCCAUCGCGGACCUGGCCGAGCGGUGUUACGUGGAGCGCUACGGCCCUCUGCAGGAAAUGGGACUGUUCUCCAAACUGGAUAUGAUUCAAGAAUUCAUGACAGAAAAAAUGGAGAUUGAAAAAUUAACCACUCAGCCCGGGGGAUGUAGGACUUCACGACCGAGACCUAGAGGAUCACCGAGGAGGCAGAAAGUGGGCCCGGGGAGAGAGAAGCAGCAAAGUGAUGGACCCCGCGGACGGAAAUCCUCCCCCUUCAAGAUGCAGGCUGGCCUCGGGUUUUCCACUCCGCCAUCUCCAAAUCGACUCGACUGUUGAAAAUGGAGGAAACCAGUUGGGACCCUAGAUAGAGCAUGAGCCUGGGUGUCAGAAGGAUCUGGGUUCUAAUUCUGGCUCCACCAUGUGACUGCUGUGUGAC